UUUCGAGACUUGUAAACUGACAAAAUCGAGCUCAUAGCAACGUUUACCAUAGCAACCAUGGCGGAGACGCGAGAGGACCGUAAAACCAAUGCGGAACUUGUGGAGGAUUUGAAACGCCGUAAUGCUGUCCUACAAGCAGAGGUCGAUAUGUGUGAACGAUACACUAGCUGGAUGGAGGCUGAAUCAGAGAUGGCAUCACAGAUGGAAACGAGUGGAAGAAAAAAGACAAGAGCACCUACUCCAGGAAGUCGAUUGCUCACAAUGGAGCAGCAAUGUGAGGUCGCCCAGAGUGUACAUAAACAAAUAAGUGAAGAUCUGAAGAGACUUAAAAGCGAUACAGAGAGAUCACUGGACAAUUACAAGGCAACGCUUGAAGAAGCUGAUGUCCACUUGUCGGAGGUUAAAAAGGAAAGUGGCCAGUUUAAUCGUGACAUUGGUAAAGCACUGCGGGAUAAAAAGAGUGUGACGAUGAACGUUGAGAAGGUUAUCAGAUACAUUGAGGAUAGAAAGAAAGCCAAGGACAACCUGAUUGAGAAGUUGCAUCAGCAGAAUGCAGCCCUCCUAGCCCACAAACGAAAACUGCAGAUCCAAAUAAAACAGCAGGAAAAGAUGGUUCAGGGCCUGACGGCGCUGGACUUUGAAAAGCUCAAGAUUGAUAACAUCAAAUCUCAGACGCAACUGGAUAACCAAAACCACAAGCAUCUGGAGCUCAAACUUCUCGCAGUCAACACCUUGAAGGCUUUGAACUCUACCAAGGAAAAGCUUCAGACCUUGACACAAGAGUCAGACGCGCUAAGCAGUGACAUUGCUUCACGUAGGAGAUUAAUGGUUAAGAUGGAGGAGGAGACCAAGCAAGCAGAAGAGGAGCGAAGCAAAGCGGAGGCCCUGAACCGGAAGCUGAGGGGCCAGUUGGCUGACUUUCAAGUACCACAUGUUCUAGAAUAUAUCAAAGUUGAAGACUCCCACAGCCAGUUAGUGAAGAGCGUUAAAGCCUGGGAACGCAAGGUGGAGAUAGCAGAGAUGGCAUUAAAAACAUACACUAAAGCGUGGGACAAGCUUCGGAUCUCUGCUGGAGUUGGAUCGUCAUGUCCAUGAGGAACCACGAUAGAUGCAGAACUGUGUGGGCUUUAAAUAAACUUACUUUAAGUCAAAAUCUUUUUUGCUCAAAUGUAGCUCAAUACCAUGCGUUAACAAAUGACACAUACCUAUACGUUAUUAAUGAAAAGGUUUAUUAGUUAGUGCUGUGUAUAUUAAAUGCUACAUACAGAUGUCACAUCAA
Misgurnus anguillicaudatus (oriental weatherfish) is the source of this 1279-nucleotide messenger RNA. It is a transcript of the gene cfap263, whose product is annotated as cilia and flagella associated protein 263. Gene Ontology annotation, cellular component: axoneme; ciliary basal body. Gene Ontology annotation, biological process: cilium assembly. Lineage: Eukaryota; Metazoa; Chordata; Actinopteri; Cypriniformes; Cobitidae. The record is from RefSeq and is a predicted model, not a curated record.